AUGCUGCUCACAGUGAAGAGGCUGCUUGGGCAGCAGUGCCGCCUUCAGGUAUCUGGUGAGGAGAGGAUCUCUCUGGUGAAAAGCCUGGUGUGUGAAGAGCUCAAUGUCCCUGAGAACCAGCAGACCCUGUUGUUCCAGGGGAAAGUGCUGGAGGGGGAGCACAAAUUAUCAGACUAUCUCAUUGGCCCAGAGUCCAUCCUCUAUCUGGUCAUUAAAAAACCUGAGCAAGCUCAUCCUGAGGAGCCCUCAAAGCCGACGGCUGUCCAGCCCCACUCAGUGUGGUAUCGACUCUCGCAAGUCCUGGAGAAACAUUUCAGAACUUCCGACGCAGUGAGGGUUCUCGAGCGGGUGCUGAACGACUACUACAAAGGCCUUGGCUUGCUGAGCCUGGAAAACAUCGAAGAGUUAGCAGGGGACCUCCUAAGUCCUGAGGAAGGUGAAGGUGAACCGGUGGCUACAGGUGAGCUUCCCCAGCAAAAGGGGCACCCCACAGCCCCAGUGUCUGAAUCCAGGAAGGAUAAAGCGACCCAGACUGAGCCACAAGAAAUGCUAGGAGGAAGGUGGUGCUGGAAGAACUCUGGAGUAGACUUAUUUAGAGAGGUCUAA
Messenger RNA from Podarcis lilfordi (Lilford's wall lizard), 606 nucleotides. The record is from the annotation of a GenBank genome assembly. Lineage: Eukaryota; Metazoa; Chordata; Lepidosauria; Squamata; Lacertidae.